Dioscorea cayenensis subsp. rotundata (Guinea yam) is the source of this 3310-nucleotide messenger RNA. RefSeq names its product dual specificity protein phosphatase PHS1-like. Gene Ontology annotation, biological process: response to abscisic acid; cortical microtubule organization; protein dephosphorylation. The record is from RefSeq and is a predicted model, not a curated record. The transcript is spliced from 11 exons. Bases 193 to 3234 code for a protein of 1013 amino acids. Gene Ontology annotation, molecular function: protein tyrosine/serine/threonine phosphatase activity. Lineage: Eukaryota; Viridiplantae; Streptophyta; Magnoliopsida; Dioscoreales; Dioscoreaceae.
AAGCUUGCCGGUUAAAACACAUUCAUGAAUCAUGAUUCAUUGAUUCAUAGAGCAGGUACACUAACUCACAGAACUCCAUCCUUAAACUAUUACCUCAUUCAUACAUCAAUACACUCCGUAUCAAGAGGAAAACCGUAGACUCCUAAUAUUCUUGCUGAUAAGCGAGCGUUAUGCAUCUCCGCGAGUUAUCGUAUGCCUGAUCGUCGCCGCCGCGAGAUCCCUUCUCUGUGUACCGGCGAGAGGGUGAGAGAGAAGAGAAGAGAAGAGGGGACUCACCCUCGCCGGCGCCGCGAGAUCUCAUCUCUAAGAACCAGAGCCAGCGAACGAGAGAGAGGGAGAGAGAGAGAGAGUAGAGGCUUUGGGUUCAUUUUCAACUGUUCUUUGUUUGAAUUGCAAGCAAAGGAAGAGAGAGAGAGAGAGAGAGAGAGAGAGAGAGAGGUGAAGGUAAGGUACUGUUUGGAGUGGGAAAGCUCUUACUUUGGCUCACUCCUUCGUUUCAUGGAACUGGAGGAGCGAAGGGAGAAGAAGCCCUACUCGGCCCCUUUCAUCACAACUCCUCAGGGAAGGGAGGGAGAUAAGGAACCCGGGGUGUCUUCAAGAGUGGCGUGGUUGUUGUUGGGGGAUGCGACGUCGCCGGGGCAGGCGUUCGAGAGAUGGGUGGCGCUGGUGCGUAAGCGCUGCCGCCAGCUCCGGGACUCUGGAUUCCCUCAUCGGGCGCCCAAGAAUGUCGCCAUUCCCUUCGAUCUCUCGCCGUCGUCUUCAUUAGAGCGAGAAAGUGGCAGACUGGAUUUAGGGAAAGGAGAUGGUGAUUCAGACACUGUCCUGUCCACUGACCAAAUUGCAGACAUGAGUUUGUGGGAAAGGCUGGGAAGUGCUGCAACACUGGACAUUGAAUCGAAUGACUUUUCCUGGGAUGCACUCUCAUCACUGCAUCAUACAGAGCAUAAUAGUAGCAACGAGCAUGCAGAGGACGAAAUGAAUAGAGCUCUAGAGGUGACUGUAAACUCUGGGGGUGUUGUUUUCUUUGCGCUGUUUAUUGCUCCGGAGAGCGAUGAUCUUAUGCUGAAGGAAGCGGCUGCAGUUGUAAAGAUUGCAUCAUCGCGAAUGGCAACACAAUCUGAACGAUUGGGUUAUGAAUUUGCAAAACUCCUCAGAGUUCAAACACCACAGGGUAGAGUUAUUCACAAUUCCAGCCCGGAAUGGCAACAGAUCAAGGAAGCCACUGAAAAAGCACGGGAUGCGGCUUUUACAACAGGAGAUGAAGUCGGGGAAGUAACAUGCACUGAGUUGUUAGAGGCUCUUGAAUUAAGUCGAUGCCUUUUCUUAAUGAAUUAUGUUCAUGGUUCACCACUCCUAGAGAGCUCAGCUGCAUUUGAUUCAUUUGAAGCAGCUCGAAUCACUGCUGCGGCCCUUGGGAGAGUCUUGAUGCUGGACCUAAUACUUAGAAAUGAGGAUAGACUCCCUUGCCGACAACUUGGCUGGCGUGGUAACAAUGCAAAUCUUUUGUAUGUGGAUAAAAUCAUGUCGGUAAAUAUGGAGGAAGUGUUGGACGAAGCCUAUAAAUCUGCGGCCAGAAGAUACAGACCACAUAUAAUCAAAAUUCUUCAGAAAGAAAGAAGGGUAAACUCUGUCAAUGGCAGAUUAGAUUCGCCAAAUCCUGAACUAUCCCCUCAAGUGUCUGAUACAAAGACCUGUGAUGAUUUUCAUAUUGUGGCUAUUGAUUCCGGGGUUCCUCGCCGACCACCUGCUGGAAAGCGUGCAAAAGAUCAUGAAGUUUAUCCCAAAGUGGUUGAGCUCAUACUGAAUAGCUCAGAAUUUGCUGCUAAUAUAUUGAGUGAAAUUUCUGGUGGUAAGUUGGGUACUCCAGCAGUGUCCAAAAUUUCUAAUGCCGACAUGGCAGCCAUUGUUCAUGAGUUCCGAGGGGGAUUUCGUGCGGCACUAAGGGACCUGCAAAGCUUCCAUAUAUUCCUUCUCACACUUUACCAGAAACUCGAUGGUCUCUUCAGAGUAUUCCUAUCGAUAAUCAACAAAAGCUCUGGUGAAGUAGAGAAGGAUGAUGUUGAUUCUCCUCAGCAUUCACUUGGGAUUGGUUUCAGCACUCCAUGUCCUGAAAAUAAGGAACGGGUUGCCAAUGAAGUGCAAGUGGAUUUAAGUGAUUCUGAUUUACAAAGAAACACUUCAAAACCUUCGCCUUUUGCAUCUCGAGACAGCCCUGAAUCCACAUCUCCAGUCUCCCGGGAGAAUUGGAGUGCUAAGUAUUCAAAAGGUAAAGGAGAGCAAUCCCAUUGUCUCCGGUUAACUAUGAAGCUUCGGGAUUUCAACAAGUUUGCCAAGAUUGAUGCCGAGAUGAACAAGGAACUCGAGCAAUGGAAUGAAAUGCUUAGGUCCGAUGUUGUCAAGUUGUGCCAGGAGAACAACUUCAAUUCGGGGUUUUUCGCGGGGACUGAUAACAAUACUGUCAUUGAUGCUUAUGAACUAAAGGUUCGACUUGAACAUAUUCUCGAGAGGAUAGCUUUGAUCUCGGAUGUUGCAAAUACAGAGCGGCCGUCUCUUGUUACAGGUAAUGUUUUCAUCGGAGGAGCUCUUGCUGCAAGGUCCAUGCACACUCUUCAACACUUGGGCAUCACACACAUACUGUGUUUAUGUUCACAUGAAAUUGGACAAUCUGAUUCACAGUAUCCUGAUCAUUUUGAGUACAAGAACUUUUCCAUAAGUGAUAAUGAGGAUGCAGAAAUCAGUGAUCUCUUUGACGAUGUUUCUGAUUACAUUGAUUAUGUCGAACAACAGGGUGGAAAAGUUCUGGUUCAUUGUUUCGAAGGGAAAAGCCGAAGUGCAACUGUUGUGCUCGCAUACUUAAUGCUUAGGAAAGGACUCACAUUAUUAGAUGCAUGGAACAUGCUAAAGAAAGCUCACCGGAGAGCGCAACCAAACGACGGGUUUGCCAAGGCUCUGUUACAGCUUGACAAGUGGCUUUUCGGGAAGGUAUCGAUGGAAUGGCAACAUCGAAAGCCGGCGAUGAAGGUGUGCCCGAUUUGCGGGAAGAAUGCCGGGUUGAGUACCAGUUCUUUGAAGCUUCAUCUGCAGAAGUCACACAAGAAGAUAUCUUUAGGAAGUGUUGAUAGUGCAAUGACAAUGGAGAUACAAAAAGCUUUGGAAGGAUUAAGGAUUAGUAGGAGUAGUAGUAUAAGUCCUAAAAAGAAGCAUUGUAGAUCAUUCAAUGAUAUAAAACUUUGAUUCUUUUGAUUUAGUGGUUAUGAGUUUUUUUAUGUAUUUUGGUGUUCAUAGUGUACAAUAAUAAUAUAUGGUUGUA